This is a messenger RNA of Condylura cristata (star-nosed mole), 3978 nucleotides long. RefSeq names its product ATP-binding cassette, sub-family B (MDR/TAP), member 11 (gene ABCB11). The record is from RefSeq and is a predicted model, not a curated record. Gene Ontology annotation, molecular function: ATP hydrolysis activity; ATP binding; ABC-type transporter activity. Gene Ontology annotation, biological process: transmembrane transport. Gene Ontology annotation, cellular component: membrane. Lineage: Eukaryota; Metazoa; Chordata; Mammalia; Eulipotyphla; Talpidae. Bases 1 to 3978 code for a protein of 1325 amino acids. The transcript is spliced from 27 exons.
AUGUCUGAUUCAGUCAUUCUUCGUAGUAUGAAGAAAUUUCGAGAAGAGGAUCAUGGUUAUGAAUCACAUGGAUCAUAUAACAAUGAUAAGAAUUCAAGGUUACAAGAUGCAAAGAAAGGAGACAGCAGACCCAUUGGCUUCUUUCAACUGUUUCGUUUUUCUUCAACGACUGACAUUUGGCUGAUGUUUAUGGGAAGUUUAUGUGCAUUUCUCCAUGGACUAUCCUAUCCAGGCGUGCUAUUAAUUUUUGGCACAAUGACUGAUGUUUUUAUUGACUAUGACAUGGAAGUACAAGAACUCAAGAUCCCUGGAAAAGCAUGUGUGAAUAAUACCAUAGUAUGGAUCAACAGCUCCCUCAAUCAGAAUGUGACAAACCAAACACUUUGUGGGUUGCUGGAUAUUGAAAGCGAAAUGAUCAAAUUUGCCAGUUACUAUGCUGCAGUUGCUGUUGGAGUGCUCAUCACAGGAUAUAUGCAAAUAUGCUUUUGGGUAAUUGCUGCAGCUCGUCAGACACAAAAAAUGAGAAAAAUUUACUUCAGGAGAAUAAUGAGAAUGGAAAUGGGAUGGUUUGACUGCAAUUCAGUGGGAGAGCUGAAUACUAGAUUUUCUGAUGAUAUUAAUAAAGUCAAUGACGCCAUUGCUGACCAAAUGGCCAUUUUCAUCCAGCGCAUGACCACGAGCAUCUGUGGGUUCCUGAUGGGAUUUUACCAGGGGUGGAAACUGACUUUGGUUAUUAUCUCAGUCAGCCCUCUCAUUGGGCUUGGAGCAGCCAUCAUCGGACUGAGUGUGUCCAGAUUCACGGACCAUGAAUUGAAAGCCUAUGCCAAAGCAGGGUCAGUGGCUGACGAGGUCAUUUCAUCUGUGCGAACAGUGGCUGCUUUUGGUGGUGAGAGAAAAGAGGUUGAAAGGUAUGAAAAAAACCUUGUGUUUGCCCAGCGUUGGGGGAUAAGAAAAGGAAUAGUGAUGGGAUUCUUUACUGGAUUCAUGUGGUGUCUCAUCUUUUUGUGUUAUGCACUGGCCUUUUGGUAUGGCUCCAAACUCGUCCUGGAUGAUGGAGAAUAUACACCAGGAACUCUUGUUCAGAUUUUCCUCAGUGUCAUAGUAGGAGCUUUAAAUCUUGGCAAUGCGUCUUCUUGUUUGGAAGCUUUUUCCACUGGGCGUGCUGCAGCCACCAGCAUUUUUGAGACAAUAGACCGGAAAUCAAUCAUUGACUGCAUGUCAGAAGAUGGUUACAAGUUGGAUCGCAUCAAGGGUGAAAUCGAAUUCCAUAAUGUGACCUUCUACUACCCAUCCAGACCGGAUGUGAAGAUUUUGCAUAACCUCAGCAUGGUCAUUAAAUCAGGGGAAAUGACAGCCAUAGUAGGAUCCAGUGGAGCUGGGAAAAGCACAGCACUGCAGCUCAUUCAACGAUUCUAUGACCCCAAUAAAGGCAUGGUGACUUUGGAUGGCCAUGACAUUCGUUCUCUUAACAUUCAGUGGCUUAGAGCUCAGAUUGGGAUCGUGGAGCAAGAGCCUGUUCUUUUCUCCACCACCAUUGCAGAAAAUAUUCGCUAUGGCAGAGAAGAUGCAACCAUGGAAGAUAUAGUACAAGCUGCCAAAGCAGCCAAUGCCUACAACUUCAUCAUGGACCUGCCACAGAAAUUUGACACUCUGGUUGGGGAAGGAGGAGGCCAUAUGAGCGGUGGCCAGAAACAAAGAAUAGCCAUUGCAAGAGCACUUGUCCGACACCCCAAGAUCCUGCUUUUGGACAUGGCCACCUCAGCCUUGGAUAAUGAGAGCGAAGCCAUGGUGCAAGAGGCACUGAGUAAGAUUCAGCAUGACCACACAAUCAUUUCGGUUGCUCAUCGUUUGUCCACGGUUAGAGCUGCAGACAUCAUUAUUGGUUUUGAACAUGGUACAGCAGUGGAAAGAGGCACUCAUGAAGAACUGUUGGAAAGGAAAGGAGUUUACUUUACUUUAGUGACUUUGCAAAGUCAAGGAGAUUCCGCUCAUAAUGAAGGGGAUGUAAAAGGAAAAGCUGAAACUGAAGAUGCUGUACAUGAGAGCAAACAGACCUUUAGCAGAGGAAGCUACCAAGCUAGUUUAAGAGCUUCCCUCCGGCAACGCUCCAAGUCUCAGCUUUCUUACCUGGCUCAUGAGCCUCCAUUAGCAGGCGUAGACCAUAACUCUACCUACGAAGAAGAAAGAAAGGGCAAGGACUUCCCUGAGGAAGAAGAAAUUGAACCUGCCCCAAUGAGGAGGAUUCUGAAGCUCAAUGCUCCAGAAUGGCCCUACAUGCUGGUAGGGUCUGUGGGUGCAGCCAUCAAUGGGACAGUCACUCCCCUCUAUGCCUUUUUAUUCAGUGAGAUUCUUGGGACUUUUUCACAUCCUGAUAAGGAAGAACAGAGGUCACAGAUCAAUGCUGUGUGUCUGCUCUUUGUAGCUCUGGGCUGCAUAUCCCUUUGUACUCAAUUUCUGCAGGGGUAUGCUUUUGCUAAAUCUGGAGAACUCCUAACAAAAAGGCUACGCAAAUAUGGUUUCAGAGCAAUACUAGGGCAAGACAUAGGGUGGUUUGAUGACUCCAAAAAUAGCCCUGGAGCACUGACAACAAGGCUUGCUACAGAUGCUUCCCAAGUUCAAGGGGCUGCUGGCUCUCAAAUCGGGAUGAUAGUCAAUUCCAUCACUAACAUCACUGUGGCCAUGAUCAUCGCCUUCUUCUUUAGCUGGAAGCUCAGCCUGGUCAUAGUGUGCUUCUUCCCCUUCUUGGCCUUAUCAGGAGCUGUCCAGACCAGAAUGUUGACAGGAUUUGCCUCUCAAGACAAGGAGGCCCUGGAGGUUGCAGGGCAGAUUGCAAGUGAAGCGCUGAGUAACAUACGCACUGUUGCUGGCAUUGGAAAGGAGAGACGGUUUAUCGAGGCAUUUGAGGCUGAGCUGGAGAAGCCAUACAAGACAGCCAUUCGAAAAGCCAAUAUUUAUGGAUUCUGCUUUGGUUUUUCCCAGUGUAUAGCAUUUGUUGCUAAUUCUGCUUCCUACAGAUAUGGAGGUUACUUAAUCCCUAAUGAGGGACUCCAUUACAGCUAUGUCUUCAGGGUGAUCUCUUCAGUUAUAUUGAGCGCGACUGCUCUAGGAAAAGCCUCCUCUUACACCCCGAGUUAUGCAAAAGCUAAAAUAUCAGCUGCACGUUUUUUUCAACUGCUGGACCGCCAACCUCCAAUCAGUGUAUAUAGCAGUGCAGGUGAAAAAUGGGACAACUUCCAGGGGAAGAUUGACUUUGUGAACUGUAGAUUUACAUAUCCUUCUCGACCAGAUACACAAGUUCUGAAUGGACUCUCGGUGUCUAUUAGUCCGGGACAAACGUUGGCAUUUGUUGGAAGCAGUGGAUGUGGUAAAAGCACCAGUGUUCAGCUGUUGGAACGUUUCUAUGACCCUGACCAAGGGAAGGUGAUGAUAGAUGGGCACGACAGCAAAAAAGUAAAUAUCCAAUUUCUUCGUUCGAAAAUUGGAAUUGUUUCCCAGGAACCAAUUUUGUUUGCCUGUAGCAUAAUGGACAAUAUCAAGUAUGGAGAUAACACCAAAGAAAUUUCCAUGGAAAGAGUCAUAGAAGCUGCAAAGCAGGCUCAGUUGCAUGACUUUGUCAUGUCGCUCCCAGAGAAAUAUGAAACCAAUGUUGGGUCCCAAGGGUCUCAACUCUCUCGAGGAGAGAAACAGCGCAUCGCUAUUGCUAGGGCCAUUGUACGAGAUCCCAAAAUCUUGCUCCUAGACGAAGCUACUUCUGCCUUAGACACAGAAAGUGAAAAGACAGUUCAGGUUGCCCUGGACAAAGCCAGAGAAGGCCGGACCUGCAUAGUCAUUGCCCAUCGUUUGUCAACCAUCCAGAACUCAGAUGUCAUUGCUGUCAUGUCUCAGGGGAAAGUGAUUGAAAUGGGGACCCAUGAAGAACUAAUGGCCCUGAAAAGAGCUUACUACAAACUAGCAACCACAGGAGCUCCCAUCAGUUGA